AUGGCUCAAGAGAGGAUCUACACAGUGCCCACUGGUGGGUGGAGGAUCUUCUGUGCUGAGCAGAUCAAUGUUCCUCCGGAGCUGCCGGACAUUCUCAAGGACUUUACGAAGGCUGUCAUCCGAGAAGAUCCGUCUGCCGGUGCCAGUGCCAAGAUGAAGCUGUACCAGUGGUCUCGAGAUUACUUCAAAAAGAAACUCGGCGAGGUGCGGCUUAGCUUCUGGGCUCAUGUGGGCCGGACACGGGCGAAAGAUGUAGAUGACUCUACCGCGGCGAAGCUGCCUUGCUGCCAAAACGUGGUGUGUGGGUGGAGUUGGGAGAUGGCACACAAGCCGUUUCAUGCUUUUCAAGAUCUUGUACACGAGAUUGAGCAGGAGUAUGAAGAGGAGCUGGCAAGGCUCCGACUAGAGAACACAUGGAUGCGGCAACGACUAGGCUUCGCGAAGGAUGAGCACCUGAACCAAGAGAAGGUCUUGGGGAGGAUGGCGCUUAGUGCAGCUCGCGAGGCGCCGUCACCGACUUCUUCAAGAGCGGAUCCGGACAUUCAAGGUGGAGAACCAUUUGAGCGGCGUGUGUCUGUAGACUCACUUGGGAACCGCAUGCCUGCCCCAAUUGUCGUCAACGGGGGUGUUGUCGAGGCGAAGGAGUUCACGUUUGAGACAAAUCCUAUGUGGCAUACGACCGAUGUGAAGCUGUCUGCUUGGGAAACCAGCAUAUCUGCAGAGCUCACCCAAGACUUGCAAAAGGUCGGUCUUCCCAUGGCUUCGGGGGAGCUUGGCUCAAACGUGAAGAACACGACCCACAGGCUAAUGCGGCGAUGUCAGCUUCCAAUGAGUCCUAAUGCUCCGAUUCGGCUUAGCUGGGACGUGGCUAGCAUGAUCCUCAUCAGUUAUGAUGUUUGGUGGAUCCCGUUGCAAUGCUUUGAUCCAGCCGAAGAUACUUUCACUACGCUGAUGGGCUGGGUAUCGUUGAUUUUUUGGACCCUGGACAUGGUGGCAACACUGCUGGUCGGUUAUUUCGAUGAUGGUGAGCUUGUCUUAUCGCCCAAGAGGAUAGCCUGUCGGUAUUUGCGCACAUGGUUCCUGCCGGACCUGAUCGUGGUUCUGCCUGACUGGUUCACUCGAUUGGUGGACCCUGAAGGUGGUGACGGCCUUGCAACCGUCGCCAGGAUGAUCAAGGGAUUUAGGGCCAUUCGGAUAUUGCGACUUCUUCGCUUGCUGAAGUUGCAGCGCUUGAUGAAUAUGGUGUAUGACCUCAUCGACAGUGAGUACAUGUUUAUUGUCUUCACGAUGAUAAGACUGAUAGUUGCCAUCACUGUGCUUAACCAUGUGAUUGCUUGCAUUUGGUACCUCGUCGGGUACUUGACAAUGCAAGCAGGAAUGCCCAACUGGUUAGAGGACACAGGACUGAGAAAUGUCUACACCUCCGACUUUGCUUGGAAGUAUCUGACUUCCUUGCACUGGAGCUUGACGCAAUUCACACCUGCUUCAAUGGACGUGAGCGCCCGUAACGAGUACGAAAGGAUAAUGUCGAUCCUGGUGCUCUUCUUCUCUUUGGUGGCCUUCUCUUCCAUUGUAGGAAGUGUGACCAACUCCAUGACUGCUCUUCGAAACAUGAGCGGUGACAGCAAAAAGCAAUUCUGGCUACUUCGCCGAUUUCUGAACCACAAAAAAAUAGGAAAAACGACAUCAGCACGCAUCAUUCGCUUUCUGGAGCACCAGACUGCCAACCAGCAGGGUGACGUCAAUCCCGGUUCCAUCACAAUCCUCACGCUCUUGUCAGAGCCACUGAAGAAUCUGCUGGCUUACGAGCUGAGCAAAAAGCAUGUCGAGAACCAUCCCUUUUUCUGCCACCUGGAGCAUGAGAUGAGCCCGAUCCUCGUCAAGCUUUGUGAUACAGUUCUACGAACGAUUGACCUCGCCAGUGAAGAUGUCGUCUUUCAUCCCGGUGAAGAGGGGGAGAAAAUGUAUUUCGUGAAGAGCGGUCAUCUCGAGUACAUGCUCCCCAACGGCGAGGUUCUGAGACCUCGUUUGCUGCAGAAGGCGUGGUUAGCAGAAGCUGUCUUGUGGACCACAUGGUGGCACCGAGGGGAGUUCAAGGCGAGCACUCCCUCAGAGCUAGCGAUCAUUAAGCCGGGCCCGUUCAACGAGGUGAUGAAAAUGCACCCUCGUCCCUGGAGCCUCUGCAGACGCUAUGCCGAAGUUUUUGUCAAGUUCUUGAACCAGACGGACCACAAGAUACUCACAGAUGUCAUAUCCCAGGCAGACUAUUUUGAAAGACAGCUCAAAAGCUGUGACCGAGACUUCCAGGAUCUCGAGUUUGACGCAUCCGCGCUGCCCACCUCUGAUGGUGAUGGGGCGACUCUCGGAGAUCUUCCUGUGCCUGACGAGCACGGAGCUCUGCAGAACAGACAGGUUUCCGAGAUAUUUCCCCGAGCACUUUCCAGAGGUCAAGGUUGA
Messenger RNA from Symbiodinium necroappetens, 2457 nucleotides. Lineage: Eukaryota; Dinophyceae; Suessiales; Symbiodiniaceae. The record is from the annotation of a GenBank genome assembly.